AUGGCACCCAUCACCAUCUCUCCUCCACUCCCAGCCUCACAACCGCACAGCCUCUUCCUCUCCAAGCUAUGCCCCGAGCUCCGCAACACCAUCUACGAACUCGCCUUAAGCAACACCACCUACACCGGCGGCGCCACCUGCUGGCCCAUCUACAUCGAAGGCGGACCGCUUGAGGACAGAUACGAAGUCUCAAAGCAACCCCUCGCGCUCCUAGCAACCUACCGCCAGAUCUACCACGAAGCGGCCGGCUUCUACUUCAACAUCCACCACAUCGGGUUCCUCGUCCCGCACGGUUGCUAUGCCUUCUCGGCAGAGGUUGGGGCCAGACACGUCGAGGCGGUCAAGAUCUUGACGGUCAUGUGCGGUGCAGGUGAGGCUGGGGAGCAAGCUAGGGAGUUUGUGAAAGCGGCUGUGGGGUUUGCUCGCUUGGAGGUAUUGACGCUGCGGAUUCAGGAGGAGGAGGGGGUUGAUGGUGAUGAGGUGCUGGGGCUUGUGGUGGAUGCUGUGACGGAGUUGGAGGAGGAGGUUGAGAAGCUGGUGGUGUUGGGGGAGGUUGUGGUUGAUGCGGAGCCGCUGGGAGUGGUGCCGGGGGUUGUUGGCGUGGUUCCGCAGUUUGGGAAGUUGGAGCGUGUUAGGGUCGCUUUGAAUGAGGGCGUUACUAAGAAGUAA
Fulvia fulva is the source of this 669-nucleotide messenger RNA. RefSeq lists its product as uncharacterized. Lineage: Eukaryota; Fungi; Ascomycota; Dothideomycetes; Mycosphaerellales; Mycosphaerellaceae. The record is from RefSeq and is a predicted model, not a curated record. Bases 1 to 669 code for a protein of 222 amino acids. The transcript has a single exon.